UUCCCGUAAGAGAAGUUAUCUUCCCAUAUUAGAAAGGAUUUCAAUCUUCUUUUGCCCUUUUGAAUGUAUAUUUCCUCUCACACCUCCAGAAGAGAAUUUCAUGGAUUUUCUAGACAAGGAGAAAGAGAGGCGGCGAUCGUAGAGGUAACAAGCUCCGGGCAUUGCUUGUCCGUCCAUCAGGAGUUUGAAUUGAAUUGAGGGUAGAAGAAUUGAGCCAGACUCCUUUCACACAAUGUCGAAUGCUACUGUACAUGUCUGUCCUUUGCCAAUGAAGGCGACGUCGAACGGGGUAUUCCAAGGAGAUAAUCCUCUCGAAUUUGCACUCCCUCUAGCGAUCUUACAGAUAUGCCUUGUGCUCGUCUUCACGCGCUGCCUAGCUUUUCUUCUCAGGCCUUUAAGGCAACCUCGUGUGAUCGCCGAAAUCAUUGGUGGGAUUUUGCUGGGUCCAUCAGCUUUGGGCCGCAGCCAAAGCUAUCUGCAUGCAGUUUUUCCUUCCAGGAGUAUCACAGUCCUAGACACACUAGCUAACCUUGGACUUCUCUUCUUCCUUUUCCUAGUGGGACUCGAACUUGAUCCAAAGGCAAUUCGUCGGACAGGCACAAAGGCCCUUGGCAUUGCUGUGGCUGGUAUCAGCCUCCCUUUUGUGCUUGGAAUCGGUUCCUCAUUUGUUCUCCGACAAACAAUUGCCAAAGGCGUGCGUGGACCGCCUUUUCUCGUCUUCAUGGGUGUGGCCCUCUCUAUAACUGCCUUCCCUGUCCUGGCCCGCAUUCUUGCUGAGCUCAAGCUCCUCACCACUGAUGUAGGUCGCAUGGCAAUGUCGGCCGCUGCUGUCAAUGAUGUCGCCGCAUGGAUCCUUCUUGCGCUUGCGAUUGCGCUCUCUGGAUCUGGCCACUCCCCACUGGUCUCCCUCUGGGUUCUACUUGCUGGGGCCACAUUCAUCAUAUGUGCUAUCUUGGUUCUUCGGCCGAUCUUUUCAUGGAUGGCCCGCCGGUCUGAGGAAGGCGAGCCAGUGGAUGAAAUCUACAUAUGUGCCACCUUGGCUACUGUCCUGGCAGCUGGGUUUGUGACGGAUGCUAUUGGAAUUCAUGCGCUUUUCGGGGCUUUUGUCGUCGGCAUUCUCAUCCCGAAGGAGGGGCCUUUCGCAGGUGCUCUGGUGGAGAAGGUGGAGGAUCUUGUUUCGGGCCUCUUUCUACCAUUGUACUUCGUUUCAAGUGGGUUGAAGACCAAUGUAGCCACCAUUAGUGGAGCUCAGUCAUGGGGGCUGUUGGGUUUGGUGAUAGUUACUGCCUGUGCAGGGAAGAUCCUGGGUACCGUGGCAGUCUCAAUUGCUUGUAGGGUGCCUGUCCGCGAAGCUCUCACUCUCGGAUUUCUCAUGAACACCAAAGGCCUGGUAGAACUUAUUGUCCUCAACAUCGGCAAAGACAGAAAGGUGCUGAAUGAUCAAACGUUCGCGAUCAUGGUGCUCAUGGCACUCUUCACAACCUUCAUCACCACACCUCUUGUCAUGGCUAUAUAUAAGCAGGCGAGGAAGGGGAAUGCUCCCUACAAGCAUCGAACCAUACAACGGAAAGACCCAAAUUCCCAGCUUCGGAUCAUGGCCUGUUUCCACAGCACAAGGAACAUUCCGACGGUAAUCAAUCUCAUUGAGGCCACUAGAGGGACUGAGAGGCGAUCAAGGCUAUGCGUAUAUGCAAUGCACCUUAUGGAGCUCUCAGAGAGGUCGUCGGCAAUCCUCAUGGUACACAAGGCAGGGAAGAACGGGCUGCCAUUCUGGAACAAGAUGCACAGGUCAGAUUCGGACCAUGUUGUCGUUGCCUUCGAGGCAUUUGAGAGGUUAAGUAGGGUGUCUGUAAGGCCCAUGACUGCAAUUUCUGCACUCUCUGAUAUGCAUGAGGAUAUCUGUAUGAGCGCGGAGAGGAAGCGUGCUGCGAUCGUGAUUCUACCAUUCCACAAGCACCAAAGGCUCGAUGGGGUUUUGGAGACGACGCGGGCAGAGUUCCGGUGGGUUAAUCGGAGGGUGCUCGAGCAUGCACCAUGCUCAGUUGGGAUACUCGUGGACCGCGGCCUAGGUGGGACUGUCCAUGUCUCUGCGAGCAAUGUCUCAUCCUCUGUUGUGGUCUUCUUCUUUGGUGGGCCUGACGAUCGUGAGGCUCUAGCGUAUGGGAUGCGGAUGGCAGAGCACCCUGGGAUUCUGCUGAAGGUGGUCCGCUUAAUGUCAGAAUCCAAUGGUGAGAUAGUUGCAGACUCUGUAAUGAUCAGUAUAGAUAGCAAUGCUGAUGCCAAACAAGAAUCAGAAGAUGAAGGGCUCCUUGCGGAAUUACAAAAGAACAUCAGGAAAGAAGGUUCAGUUCAGUAUGAAAAGAGGAUGGUAGGAAACAAGGUGGAGGCUAUCUCAGCCAUUCGAGAAUUCAGCCAGUGCAAUCUGUUUUUGGUGGGUCGGGUGCCUAGUGGCUUCGCAGCGAUGUUCCUGGAUGAAAUUAGCGAGUGCCCCGAAUUGGGUCCCGUUGGAAGCUUGUUGGCUUCCAUGGAUUCCUCGACGACGACGGCAUCAGUUCUUGUGGUGCAACAGUAUUCUGGCGAGAUGGGAUCGUCCCACAACCCGUCAGCGGGUUAUGAUUCUGAGUCAAGCUGAAUGGAAUUCAUGGGUUCUGUUAUUGGAUGCGUCUUCUAAUAAUACUAAUAAUACAUGUAAAUAGAUGU
Magnolia sinica is the source of this 2700-nucleotide messenger RNA. Its product is annotated as cation/H(+) antiporter 18-like. NCBI's taxonomy places the organism in Eukaryota, Viridiplantae, Streptophyta, Magnoliopsida, Magnoliales, Magnoliaceae. Gene Ontology annotation, cellular component: endomembrane system; membrane. The record is from RefSeq and is a predicted model, not a curated record. Gene Ontology annotation, molecular function: antiporter activity. Bases 233 to 2632 code for a protein of 799 amino acids. The transcript has 4 exons. Gene Ontology annotation, biological process: proton transmembrane transport; regulation of pH.